Antechinus flavipes (yellow-footed antechinus) is the source of this 498-nucleotide messenger RNA. It is a transcript of the gene COMMD10, whose product is annotated as COMM domain containing 10. The record is from RefSeq and is a predicted model, not a curated record. Lineage: Eukaryota; Metazoa; Chordata; Mammalia; Dasyuromorphia; Dasyuridae.
AUGGGAAGAUUGUUUCAAUUGCUUGCAUAAAUUCUUCAGAAACUUCCCUUGAAAUCUGAGAAAAGCUUUAAUAUUGAGGAAGAAGAAAAAUUCCAAACUGUGUUUUUACUAGAGAAACCUGACCUUCAUCUAAUCCCUGAAACUAUAUCAUUUAUUUGAGGGCAAGUUGUUUAUUAUAAUGUGAAACAAAUACCUCUGAAACAAGAAUGUGGGAGCAUUCAUCUCGGUUAAGACAAAGACAAGCAUUUGCCAGUGCUUGGGUCAACACGCUGUUGAAAAGUUCUAAUAGGCUCUGGCUCCCCAAUGUUCAAGACAAUUGGACAGCAACUUAACCUUCAAAUUGCUCAGUCUACUCACACAAAGCUAAAAUCUCUUCAUGCCAUGUUAGAACUUGUAAUAAAUGAAGAUUCAAAAAACUUGGCAAAAAUUUGUAUGAAAUUCAACCCUAAAGAAUCAUUUUAAUUCUAUAAGGAACUAGUGACUUGGAAGCCCAGCUGA